Molecule: messenger RNA, 2231 nt
Organism: Fimicolochytrium jonesii
Lineage: Eukaryota; Fungi; Chytridiomycota; Chytridiomycetes; Spizellomycetales; Powellomycetaceae
Product: phosphatase 2A regulatory B subunit-domain-containing protein
Exons: 13
Coding region: 1-1998 (665 amino acids)
Biological process (GO): signal transduction
Cellular component (GO): protein phosphatase type 2A complex
Molecular function (GO): protein phosphatase regulator activity
Source: RefSeq, a predicted model, not a curated record
AUGAAAGGAUUGAAGAACCGCGUUCUAUCUAGAAAUAAGCCCUCUGACUCCAACGACUCCCAGACACCCUCUAAAUCUACGGCGCCCAACAAAGUCGCCGCCGCUACAGUCGUUGCGCCACACAAGCCGGAAAAGUUGGCUGCUGGAGCCCCGAAAGAGAAGCUGCCAAAGGAGCCACCCAUCAUCACUACCCGGAAAGAGGACACCACCAAGAUGGAUUUGCAGACAUCGACCGGAGCCCACAAAGGAGGCGACAAGGAAAUCCCAAAGAGCGGGCCUCUGAACAGAUUGAAAAAUACGCCAAAGGACACGGUCCCCAUCAGCAAAGCACCUCGCCGGCAACGGUCAUCGCGUUUUCAUGUCACCGAACGCGUCGAAUUAGAGAAACUUCCUGGUUUCAAAGACGUGGUACCCGUCGAACGCCAGGAGCUUCUAAUCAAAAAACUGCAGCAAUGCAGCGUCCUGUUCGACUUUAACGACUCCCUGUCGGACCUGAAAGGCAAGGAGAUCAAGCGCCAUACACUCACUGAGCUGGUGGAGUACAUAAGCAACAAUAGAGGGGUCAUCACCGAGCCGAUAUACCCGGAGGUUAUGAAUAUGUUCGGCAUGAACCUGUUCCGAACUAUACCUCCGCAAGUCAACCCGAGCGGGGACGCCUUCGACCCCGAGGAAGACGAACCGGUCUUGGAAAUGGCAUGGCCCCAUCUGCAGAUCGUCUACGAGUUCUUCCUCCGCUUCAUCGAAUCGCCGGAUUUCAACACCAAUAUUGCGAAAAAAUAUAUAGAUCAGCAUUUUAUUCUUCAGCUUCUGGACCUAUUCGACUCAGAAGACCCACGAGAGCGCGACUUUCUGAAAACGACGUUGCACCGCAUCUACGGCAAAUUCCUCAACCUGCGCGCGUUCAUCCGACGAUCCAUCAACAAUGUCUUUUUCCAGUUUAUUUAUGAGAUUGAGCGACACAAUGGCAUUGCGGAGCUUUUGGAAAUUUUGGGAAGCAUCAUCAACGGCUUCGCUUUGCCAUUGAAGGAAGAGCAUAAAGUGUUCCUGACCCGUGUGCUCAUACCACUGCACAAGGCCAAGUCGCUGACGCUCUAUCACCCGCAAUUGGCAUACUGCGUCGUGCAAUUCUUGGAAAAGGAUCCGGCUCUUACCGAGGAGGUGGUAUGCGGCCUCCUCCGCUUCUGGCCAAAGGUCAACUCCCCAAAGGAGGUCAUGUUCCUGAAUGAGAUUGAGGAGAUCUUGGACGUGAUUGAGCCGCAGGAGUUUGUCAAGAUCCAGACGCCGCUGUUUCAGCAGAUCUCGCGGUGUGUUUCUACGCCGCAUUUUCAGGUGGCGGAACGAGCCCUGUAUUACUGGAACAACGACUACAUCAUCAACCUGAUUGGCGACAACGCGAACGUGAUCUUGCCCAUCAUGUUUUCGUCGCUUUAUCGGAACUCUAAAACCCAUUGGAAUAGGACUAUCCAUGGGCUCGUGUACAACGCGCUAAAGCUGUUCAUGGAGAUCAGCCCGAAGCUGUUUGACGAGUGCACGAACAAGUAUAAGCAGAACCGACAAUUAGAGCGGAAGAAACAAAAGGAGCGCGAAGAAGCCUGGGCGAAGCUGGAGCAGAUCGCGGCCCAGAAUGCGGGCAAAGUCCUGUCUUCCGGUGGCGCGCCGGGCGCGCCGCGGCUGGGUGUUCCGGUUGUGCCGAGUGUGUCGGUUUCUGCGGGAUUGCUCUCGAGCGCCACAGAUGAGACGCCCAGCAAGGCCGAGUUACCUGAGGAUGACCUCCUUGGGAAGGACAUGCAACAAUUCGACGAGCGCCCCACCCCGCAACGCUUCCGCCGUAAAUCCGUCCUCCCCGUCGACGAAACCGUCCUGUCGGAACUCUCCCGUCACCGCUCCCUCGAGGAGCUCACCACCUCAAAGGGCGGGGGCACAGUGCCUGCGACGCCGACGUCUGCUACGGCGCCGAAUUCGGCGUUGAAGAGUCCGGUGGGGACUGUGGCGCAUUAGAUGGGGGUGGUGGGACGAUGGGCGUGGGUUGGACGCUGGAGGGGAGGGGAGGGGAGAGGAGGAUGGGGUGAAAACACUACUUUUUUGUUGAAUGAACACGAUCCCUUUUUCUAUUGCGUGGACAUGAACUCUGCAUCUCGCUCUCUCUCUCUCUCCCUGUCCGACCCCUGCUUUGUGUCUUUUUUGUAUGUGGUUUUUGCUGUGAAGAAAGAAACUUUUGUUUUGGGAACAUC